CACUUGUUUGCCUAUCGGAUAUAUUAGCCACAAGAACUUUAUUUUCCCGCCAAAUUUGAGCAUUCUGAAGUUUUUGCCAACAAUUAGAAAUUUGCGAAAUGUCUGUGACGCCAGUAAAUGGGCAUGGGGCUUCGCCGAAAGAGGCUUCGUCGUCGGCAGUGAAGGAUGAGGGCAAGAAGGAUCAAGCGGAGCAGAUCAAUUGGGAUGAGGAGCAGUACCUGGACCUGCUGAGGCACAUCAUCGCUAAUGGAGAGCGGCGGACAGAUCGCACCGAGGUGGGCACUUUGUCUGUGUUCGGCAGCCAGAUGCGCUUCAAUAUAAGAGAUUGCUUCCCUUUGCUGACCACCAAGCGCGUCUUCUUCCGCGCGGUGGCCGAGGAGCUGCUCUGGUUUGUGGCGGGCAAGACGGAUGCCAAGCUGCUGCAGGCCAAGAACGUGCACAUCUGGGACGGGAACAGCACCAGGGAGUUCCUGGACAAGCUGGGGCACACGGAGCGCUCCGUUGGAGAUCUGGGCCCGGUGUACGGCUUUCAGUGGCGGCACUUUGGGGCGGAGUAUGGCACCUGCGAUGACGACUACACUGGAAAGGGCAUCGAUCAGUUGCGACAGGUGAUCGACACCAUCCGGAAUAAUCCCUCGGACAGGCGCAUCAUCAUGUCGGCAUGGAAUCCACCGGACAUACCGAAGAUGGCCCUGCCGCCGUGUCACUGCCUGGCGCAGUUCUAUGUCUCCCAGACGCGCGGCGAGCUCUCCUGCCAGCUGUACCAGAGGAGCGCCGACAUGGGCCUGGGCGUGCCCUUCAACAUCGCCUCCUACGCCCUGCUCACUUACAUGAUCGCUCAUGUGACGGGUCUUAAGCCGGGCGACUUUGUGCACACCAUGGGCGACACGCACGUCUACCUGAAUCAUGUGGAGCCGCUGAAGGAGCAGCUGGAGCGAACGCCGAGACCAUUCCCCAAGCUGGUGAUCAAGCGUCAAGUGCAGGACAUCGAAGACUUCCGCUUCGAGGACUUUGAGAUAGUCGACUAUAAACCCUAUCCCAAGAUCAAGAUGGACAUGGCCGUCUAAGCGGAUGUAAAAAACUGAUUUUUAUCAAAAGCAUUUCAAUCUAUCCACCAUCUCACCCGUAUUCCUUGAAAUGUCGCAAAUUAUUAAUUAAGUUACAGUAGCUCAACGCUGGGAGCGAGUGAUCCCAAUGAAACAAUGAAUACAAUUCUAAUACAUGUUAUAAGGGUCUACCAAAAUAAAUGAUUUUGAUGAUUUCUAAAAUAUGUGUGACCGCCCUACAUAUAUAAAAUCACUAACCAUACAACAUAUACACUGGUCAUUUCAUACAACGAAUUUGGACACAAAACAUUUGAAAGCGGGAGGCCCCCCGGGCUCUCAGCAGCAGGACCCGGCACUUCGUGUGCAUUCGGGUUUUUUGCUCUCUCUUCUUAUUCUCAUUUAUAUGCUCGCGCACUCAUUCAGUCGUUCAGUCGCCAUAGAGUAAGAACUAUACAUAUACAUUUCUUACUCUAUGCAGUCGCAGAGAGGCGCUUUUUUGCGUGAUCAUGCAUUCUCAUACACGGGAGCAUGUGUUGUAUGGUUAGUGAUAAAAUGAAAACAUUCCAGGCAAACAUUAUUUAAACACAUCAUUUCAUAGCUUUAUUUGAAUAAAUUGUUGCUUUCAUUCAUCGUGUGUAGUGUGUGUUUGUUGUUUGUAAAUUCUCAGAGUAAUCCAUAAUGAAGUAUAAUUGAUUCUUAAUAAAUCUUGCACAGAGUAUACCGUAAAUAUGCUAUAUAAAUUUGCUUGACAUUUUCCGCACUUAAUAUUGUGAUUUUUCUUUGUUUCGGUUUCUUGGUUUUUGUCUUUUAAGUAAUUUAAUGAAAAUUUUAAGAAAAUUGUUAAGGUUUUGUGUCCAUAUGAGAGAACUCGACAGUAAUUCAAUAUUCAAUUUAUGCACUUUAAUUAAAUUGGAAUAAUUGUUUUAAGUUUUGUUCUGUGAUGAUUAAAGAUAAAUACAUAUUUGCUACUACAAUACGAUACUGUCCACCAAUAUUUUGACUAUGUUUUAUAACGACGAGAAAGAAACUUGCAUAGUUUUGCAUAUAUAAUAUAUGUGGCUAAUGUAUGCAAGCUAACCGAUAGACAAAUAGAAAUUAUCAUGAAUUAUUAUAAUCUGUUAUGUGGAAUUCAAUACGUUUAUUAACUUAUGUUGAGCUUGAAAGAGCGAAUGCCACUAGAGUUUCUGAGUUCAGUUAAGAUUCAAUAUUUUUGUUUCCAUUUUGGCUAAAGUGUUUCCUUCAUCCGUUGCCUUUGACUUGCGUUUAACAAUAGUGCUUAAAAUUAGUACCUUUGACUAAGUUCUUUUCGACUAAGACUUGGAUUUAAUUAAUUUAUAAUAUAUUUUAAGUGUUUCCAUUUCUUACUUGAACAUUUAAACAUAUACAAAGAGCGUCAUUCCGUCCGCAACUUACUGAUGACUUGCACUACAAAAUGCUAUUCGUUUCCUUGUAAUAUGAUCGAUAGCCGGGUCUUGUUAGAGGAUGCUACAGCUGAAAUUAAGAUCUGGGCCAGGAUACUCUGUAAACCCAAUUUUUAGUACUUUCAUACAGGUUAAACAAGGGGAAAUGUGUGAGCAGGACAAUGGUAUUUCCCUGGCACUCACCAUCGAAAAUUCUACAGAUCUCGGGGAGCCAGUUCUCUGUAUAUAGCUACACCUAAAUGCCAUAAAAUACACUUCUCAGAUAGAUCGCAACGGCUAGGUUUUCAUAUAAUUUUCACACGAGUGGUUCGUAGUAUUUCUUGUUUUCUUUGCUAUUCAACAUUCAUUUAAGUGAGACUAGUGGGUAAAGAGAGUGUGUCUGUUGUGGGGUGUGUGUGUGAUCUGUGUGAGAGAAACAGACAUUUAAAGCUGGUUGUAAACGGUGCAGCGGGUGCAAGUGCAGAAAUUAUGUCUGUUUGGGAGGCUACCGUUUCACCGUUUACAUCCCGCUUAAAGAGGGCGCUCUGCAGAGUUCCGGUUCCGGUUGCGUCUGCAGGCAUUUGCACAACCUUAUUGGCUUCAAAACACAAAGGUUCCUCGAGAAAAGACUUUGCACGGUGAACGAUCGAUCGCCAUUUUUAUACAUACAUACAUACGUCUUUGGUUUUUGCUUUUCUUUCGUUUGUUUUGGUGUAAAAGUAUAAAAGUGUGCCGUAAUUAAGCCAUUCACUUGGUAGUUAAAAUUUGUGGUAACUUGUCGAUUUUAGUGUUUCUUCGAUUUCGUUCCGUUUCUUGAGAUCCCUCAUCAAUUCGAGUACGAGUACUCAUUCAUUUUUUUUCAAGAUAUGCGCUUUGUUUUCGUCUUCUUUAAAUGUUAACAUUAUUGCGAUUUCCAUGUAAAAAUUAUAAAUUUGCUGGUUUUAUAGUUUUCUCGAUUCGUUAGUCUUUUCUGCAUUUAGUUAAACUUUCUGGUAUUUGUUAUUUUUACGUAUGUUUCUCCUCGCUUGACGUGCCAUUCCCUUUCUUCGAUUUCGUUUUGUUUUGUAUAUUAUUGUGCGGUGUUUUUGUUCGUUACCAUACCCAUUAAGUAUUUAAUAUGUAGGUAUAUAUAAUAUAAUAUAUUGUAUAUAGUACUCAUGUAUGUAUAUAUUUAAAUUUUUAAAAUACUUUCUUGGUUUUCUUCCAUUUGUAUUUAUCAUUUAUAAAACAUUUCAUCUUAAAAAAUGUAUAUAAUCGAUUGCUUUUUGUUGUUGUUCAUGCUUUUCAUUCACUUAUGUAUUUGCGUAUGACUGGAUACCAUGUCUGAGCAUGUCUGUUCAUGUCUGCUAUUCCCCUG
This is a messenger RNA of Drosophila gunungcola (fruit fly), 3803 nucleotides long. Its product is annotated as thymidylate synthase. Gene Ontology annotation, molecular function: thymidylate synthase activity. Gene Ontology annotation, cellular component: cytosol; mitochondrion. The record is from RefSeq and is a predicted model, not a curated record. The transcript has a single exon. The coding region runs from base 99 to 1067 and encodes 322 amino acids. Gene Ontology annotation, biological process: dTMP biosynthetic process. Lineage: Eukaryota; Metazoa; Arthropoda; Insecta; Diptera; Drosophilidae.